UUUUAUUUGCUACCUGAGGUACUUCCUCUCAACCCCCAGCUGAGCUCACAGAAGCUCUGAACUUUGGAUGCAAUGAUUUCUGAACUGUGUGCACACAGAAUUCCUGUAUGAUUAUAACUUGACUGAAUAAUUUGGCACAUAUUUCCUGCUGACAGGACAACGUCAACAUCCUUCUUAAGGCUUGUGUCUGGACUAAAAGUAUCCCUGCUUUUUCAUCCUAGAAAAGUGCCGGACACAUACACAAACACAACUAUCAGGCAGGCAUCAGAAGACCAUUAGGAGGCUUAAAAAUGCACUUGAAGAUUGUGCUUCUUCACGGGGCAGUGUAAGAGACAGCGGCAUUGGAGACGGCUGGCACUUAACAAGACAGGAGCUCUUCCCAUUACAGGCUGCAAAGGACUCAUUGGACUGCUUGAACUCACUUGACUCCUGGAUUCAUAGAAUAUCCCCAAGACACCCCAAGACACAAAAACAGCACUAAAGAACCAGAGCUGGUAUUCAAUAUGUCAGAAAACUAUCGCCGCUCAGCGGUGGUCGCCCCAAAGACCACCAGUCAGUUCAACCAGUUUCUGCCAAGCAAAGACAAGCAGUCGGGCUACGUUCCCGCACCACUACGCAAGAAGCGCACUGACAGCAUUGGCAGUGAAGAAAACAGACGUAGCUGGGCGAGUCCCAUGUUUACAGAGGAGGAUGGCUCUUUCUCUAGACUGUUGCAAAAGAACUCAGAUAGUGAUGGGGCUAUGUCAUUGAGUGACAUCCCUGUUGAGCAGGCACUUCAAAAGAUUCGCUACGACGAUCUGCAGAAGAUGCGUGAACAGGUGAAGGAGAAUGAAGACAAGUGGCAGGAUGAUCUCACAAAAUGGAAAAACAGGCGCAAGAGUGUUAACUCAGAUAUCAUGAAAAAGAAAGAAGAGAGAGAACAAAUCGAGGUACUUACUUCAGGGAGCACCAGAAGGAAAUCAAAGACUUUUAAGGAAAUGGAAGAGGAGAGGGAAAGCAGAGAGCCAAGCUACAGGAAUCGCUUCUCUACCUUCUCCACUUCUGAUGACCAGGAUGUCUUUGAAGAACCAACACCCAAAACCAGGGUUUUACCAAGCCGCAGCAAUACCGUAGAUAUUCCCUACUCCCUGAGCCGAUCUAAAGUGCGCUCUCUGCCCAGUUUGCUAGAUGAUGAACCUGAGACUGGCAGCCUGCCAACAGAUAAGACAGAUGCUCCAUCCAGUCCUGUCCAGUCCAGCUUAGGGCAUGGCCACAGCCUCCUGGAUGAUCCAGUUCCAACCAGUGCCACCAGCAAACCCAGUCUACUAGAGCCCGCCAGCACCACUCAGUCAACUCGCACAAGCACCACACUGCAGGCCAACAGCAGCUCAAAACCAAUUACAAAAUCCAGCAUCUCUGCUACCCCUACCCCUGCACCUAGGCAAGACCAAAGCCAGACAUCCUUGUAUAAACCGGUGGCAACAGAAGCAAAGCAGCCCAUUGCACCUCGGGUUUCUGCUUCACUCCCUAGGAGCUACCAGAAAUCAGAUACUGCACGCAUCACUUCUGUCAUCACUCCCAGACCAUUUGGUGCUCCAAAUGCCAAAAUUGCAUCCCUGCCCCGUUCCUAUACGGUGGGUGACCCUCAGAAGCACUUUAAUGGUGAGACAAACAGUAGUAUGAAUACUACAAUUAAUUCCCGGACCAGUUCUGUACAGGAAAAGGAGCAAGUGUUUCCCCCUUCUCAGCCCUCGUCUGCUAUCACUCCAGUCAGCCGUGUAGCCCCACAACCCAAAGUUUCUCCUGUCAGCAGCACACAGCAGGAAAGCUACAGUGACAUGAGGAUCAGCCUGAACCAAAAACCAAACAGCAGCCAUGACUUUGGCUUCCAGACUAACUGGGACUCCACAGGAGCCAUUGUUAAAUCUAUAAAACAAGGCAGUCCAGCAGAGCUGUUCCACCUGCAGGUCGGGGAUAAGAUCUUGGCAGUGAAUGGCCAGAAGGUGGCAGACAUGAGCUAUGAACAGUGGAAAAGGAGCAUGGAUAAAGCCCUGCAGGAUGGUAGCCUGUUUAUGGACAUCCGCAGGCAGGGAAAGAACAACUGGGGCAAAGACCUACCUUCCCUUCCAUUUAAAAGCCAUAAGGUCAUCAAUCUCACCAGUACGGAUCCUCUAGGUUCCCCUGAGCCAUAUGGCAACAUGAGCCUGGACUUCACCUCACGCCCAGCCAUGGAUCCCACUGUGAAAUCUCUGAAUGUCAGCUCCCAGCCUAUCAAUCGUCUACCUUCCAAUGGCAUUAAAGGUGGCAUUAAUGAGGAACCUGUGCGUCUAAGAAAUGAAGAACCCAUUUCUUUAAAAAACCUUAAAAGGAGAUCGGAGUUUUUUGAACAAGGUGGAUCUGAAAAUCAGAUAGCAGAUCUACCAGUUCCGUCUCACUCAGCCUCCUCUACUCGCUGGUCCUGGGACCCAGAGGAAGAGCGCAGACGACAGGAGAAAUGGCAAAAAGAGCAGGAUCGCCAGCUCCAGGAAAAAUAUCAACGCGAUCAAGAAAAGCUAAAGGAGGAGUUUAGGAAAGCCCAGCAAGAGGCUGUAACAGAAGUCACAAAACAAUAUCAAGAGGAGGUGAGGAGCCUUGAGAUGGAACGGGAGGCCUCGAGACUCAAAGAGGAAGAGGAGAGGAGAGAGGAGGAGAGGAAAAGAAGGGAGCAACAGGAGCGCCUUGAGGAGGAGAGGAAAAGAAGGGAGCAACAGGAGCGCCUUGAGGAGGAGAGGAAAAGAAGGGAGCAACAGGAGCGCCUUGAGGAGGAGAGGAAAAGAAGGGAGCAACAGGAGCGCCUUGAGGAGGAGAGGAAAAGAAGGGAGCAACAGGAGCGCCUUGAGGAGGAGAGGAAAAGAAGAGAAGAGCAGAAAAAGAGGGAAGAAAUUAAACGACUGGAAGAGCAGAGAAAGAAGGAAGAAGAGGAGCUUAAAAGAAGGGCGGAGGAAAAUAGAAGGAGAGAGGAAGAGGCACUGAGACUGCAAAGGAAAAGAGAAGAAGAGGAGGAGAGGAGGCGCCAAGAGGCCCAGCAGAGACUUCAGGCAAAUGAUGCGGAGUAUGCUUUCCCUGAGCUAUCCUACUCACACAGGGCCAAAUCCAAAUCUACUCCAGAGCUGGAUGACAAAGAAAGAACUGAUAUUAAAGGUGUGUAUAGCAAGCACAAGGGUCUGGCGGGUUGGCUUCUGGAGGAAGAGUUACGAAGGAAGAAAGAUCCGCAUAUCCUGAGACAGCAAGCUGCAUCUGAGCUGGAACUAGAAAGGAGAAACAUCCUUAGUGCUAUGAGAUUCAGUAACCCAGAGAGAGCUGUAAACAGUGGUCUGGGUGAGAGCUUUUUGAAUAAGGUCGACCAGAAUAAGAAAGAGCCGACAUCUCAGGCUGAAGCGGAAAGGCAGCAGAUCAUUCAGGACAUGAAAAAGAAGACUUCAGUGCAGCCAGACAGCAACUGGAUACGACAAAGUAGUGUCAACAAUGUGAACAAACAGCCUGUCUACGUUCCUAUGAGGAGAGGUGAGUCUCUGGACAACCUGGACAUGACAAAAAAUCACCAAUCCUGGAGGUCAUCAUGGACUCCGGGGACCAGUUCCUCCAUCCCAGACUAUAGCCGUCCUUAUUCAUCUCUGAGUUCCAAUAGGCCGUUAUUGCCCCAGUCCACUUCCACCACCCCCACACAACCUGACAAUCAGCUAUCCUCACGAAACAGGUCAGUCAGUGGCAAGAAAACGUGUACUUACUGUGAUAUGACACUUGGCAAAGGAGCAGCAAUGAUCAUCGAGUCCCUGGGGCUCUGUUUUCAUUUACAUUGCUUUAAGUGCUUUCAAUGCAAAGCUGACCUUGGCGGCUCAGAAAGUGGAGCUGAAGUCAGGAUACGAAACAAACAGCUCUUCUGUACCUCCUGCUAUAUGCGAGUCAAAACAGGGCAGCCAACUGCCAUGUGACCUUACUGGAUUAAAGCAGAUUGAGGAAGAACCUGGUCCACAUACAUAACCAAGAACACUAAUACUGGAGUUAUGCAUGAGGACAACAUUAUGGGAUAACAGACUCAUAACAGAUAACAGAUUACACCUGGUACACCUGCUUAAACAUCUCUGCUUCCUUUUGACCUAUUAAGAGGGGAGAGGUAAAGUUAUAAGUUUCCAUAAAGUAUUAUUAACUAUGCUUGCAGAAAGUACAAGGGAUAUGCAUUUACUUAGAACUUAGCAAUGUAUUGGAAAUAAUUGUCGUUGUGUUCUGCACACAUGAAAGUUCCUGAUGAUUUGUCAUGUUAGACAUAUGUCAUGAAGGUCUCUUUUUCAUUGCUUUUCAAGUCUAUCUUCAUCAGACUUCUGUAUGUUAUGGUGUGUUAGCAAAUAUCCUGUCAUCUAUUCUUCACCGUGCCUUUAUGUUUGUGAUGGGGAACGAUUAUUUAGAAUAAAUAUAUUAAGAAUAUAUUUAAAAGUGAUAUGGUUUGUAGGAAGAGUUUUAUGGCAUCCAUUUAAGACAUUGAAGUAAGAUUUUCCACAAAGUUAAGCAAUCUAAUACAUACAAUAGAAAUGUAUUCACCAAUAUUUGUAAAUAAAGUGACCAAACCAAAAUGUAUGGCUUAGUAUAAAUUUAUUGAAUUGAUCCCCAGUUUAAUAUGACAUACAAUUAUGAGCUUCUGAGCUAUUUAUUGAUAUUUCUUGUUGUGUUGGAUCAUAUGUUGUUUGUAUGUAGGGAGUUCUACAUAUCUCAAAACAAUGGGUUGUGUGUGCAGAGCAAACAGGGUAUGGACUACAUCUGAUUAGGUUACAGCAAUAACCCACAUAGUUUACUGGACACUUACUCUUUAUUAUCACAUCGUUAAUCAGUUUAAUUUUGCAUAUUAUAUGCAGCUGAAAAAUUUGCAUAUUGUAUAACAUUAUUUGAUAACAUCUGGAACAAAGUGUGCCUGUUCUACCAUGACAGUGAGCCUGUGUACAAAGUUUCAUGAAGACAAGGUUUGCCAGGGUUACUAUGGAAGAACUUUAGUGGCCUGCACGGAGCUGUGACCUCAACCGCACUGAACUGGAAUAGUUACUUCAUCCCAGGCCAUCUUGUCUAAAUUCAGUGCCUAACCUCACCAAUUCUCUUGUGACUGUAUGGGCAAAUCCCUGCAGUCGCAAUCCAAAAUGCUGUGGAAAGUUAUAAUGGCACAGGGGGACUAAAUCUGCGAUGAGAUUUUCAAAAAGCACAUAGGUAUAUGAUGGUCAAGUAUCUACAUACUUUGAGCCAUAUGGCAUAUAGAAAGAGUUUCUAUAGAGUACUGUUAUACUGUUUCAGCAAAGUGAAAAUUUCAUUUUGAUUUCAUUUCAUUUUGAUCUUUUUUUGACAUUUUAUUUGAGCAAUAGUGAAGUGAAAACAACAAUAUAUGUAUACUGCUCUAAAGUCUCAAUAAUAGCUGAAUGAAUUGUCACAUGUUUUAAGAUGGAAUAUAUCAGGAUUAAUGUUUUAAAAGAACAAAAUCUGACUAAGUUUUUAGCUGUACUUCAUGGUAAGAGAGUCUGGAUGAAUUAGUUGCUGCCUUAAAAACAUCUUAACUAUUAAAGCUUUUAGUGCUUUUAAGAUUUUUAGUACUCUAUUUCAUUUAGGAAGAGGCAAACCAAAACAUUAUCCUCUGCUGUCCAUGCAAAACAGAUCAUUUAUAUGCAGCCUCACAAAGACCCUGGAUAUUGCAAUUGACUUUCCAUGGGUGAUUGAAUAUUCACUGAAAAUUUUUUUUGUGAAAUGAGGAUUUCCCACAUCUCACACACCUACCAGCCUCCUACUGUAGGCUGAAUUUUUAGAAGGCAUGAUGGCACCUUUUUUUAUUUGUGGUGAAUAUCCUGUGUACUGUAAGGUAGUGUUAAGGCUGUCAAGCCAAUGUGGCAAAUUGGAGAAUGUUUUAUGUAACAACUAAAUGUGUAAAACUGUUGAAUAAAAGAAUAAUUAACAGUG
This is a messenger RNA of Hemibagrus wyckioides, 5946 nucleotides long. It is a transcript of the gene lmo7a, whose product is annotated as LIM domain 7a. The coding region runs from base 504 to 3950 and encodes 1148 amino acids. Gene Ontology annotation, biological process: regulation of signaling; regulation of cell adhesion. Lineage: Eukaryota; Metazoa; Chordata; Actinopteri; Siluriformes; Bagridae. The record is from RefSeq and is a predicted model, not a curated record. The transcript is spliced from 26 exons. Gene Ontology annotation, molecular function: protein binding.